Molecule: messenger RNA, 1876 nt
Organism: Limanda limanda (common dab)
Lineage: Eukaryota; Metazoa; Chordata; Actinopteri; Pleuronectiformes; Pleuronectidae
Gene: atcaya
Product: ATCAY kinesin light chain interacting caytaxin a
Exons: 13
Coding region: 82-1200 (372 amino acids)
Biological process (GO): apoptotic process
Cellular component (GO): cytoplasm
Source: RefSeq, a predicted model, not a curated record
GGGAGGACGCACAGGCACGGACCACAGAGAGGUUUCCAGGGGAUCUUGCACCGCUCAUGCCCCUGCUCUCCUCUCUGAGGGAUGGGCACCACAGAGGCGACUCUACGCAUGGAGAACAUGGAAGUGAAAGACGAGUGGCAGGAUGAAGACUUCCCCAGACCACUACCAGAGUACGGAGACAUGGAUCCCUCCUGUGGUCUCACAGACAACAGAGGCUCUCCCCCUAACUCCCUGAACGUGAGCCCACCCGGCGGAGGAGAUGUUGGUGGGUCCUCAUCCCACCGUAAGCGCCGCACGUUGCUCGCCCCGGAUAUGAACCUGUCCCUGGAUCACAGUGAGGGCUCUCUGCUGUCAGAAGACUUCCUGGACACACCAGACGAUCUGGACAUCAACGUUGAUGACAUGGAUACACCAGACGAGACGGACUCACUGGAGUUCAUCACCAAUGGGAACGAAUUGGAGUGGGAAGAUGACACUCCGGUGGCCUCGGCCAAGGCAGGUCCCGCUAACGGCUCAGGAGACGUGGACGAAGAGGGGAACACUAACAAUGGACGCCUCUGGAGAACAGUAGUCAUCGGCGAACAGGAGCAUCGUAUUGACAUGCAGGUCAUCAGACCCUACGUACGGGUCAUCACACACGGAGGAUAUUACGGAGAAGGACUCAAUGCCAUCAUUGUGUUCUCCGCCUGUUACCUGCCUGACAGCAGCUGUCCAGAUUAUCACUACAUCAUGGAAAACCUCUUCCUGUACAUGGUGAGCAGCCUGGAGAUGCUGGUGGCUGAAGAUUAUCUGAUCAUUUACAUGAACGGAGGCACGCCUCGCAGUAAGAUGCCCGGGAUCAGCUGGCUCAAGAAAUGUUACCAAAUGAUUGACAGAAGAUUGAGGAAGAACCUGAAGUCUCUGGUCAUCGCUCAUCCAACGUGGUUCAUAAGAACAGUCCUGGCUAUUUCCAGGCCUUUUAUCAGUGUGAAGUUCAUGAAUAAGAUCCAGUAUGUCCACAGUCUGGAUGAACUGGCCGAGAUCGUCCCCAUGGAGCACGUCCAUGUCCCAGAGUGUGUGGCGCAAUUUGACGAGGAGAGGAUUAAUGUCCGGAGGGAAAGGAUGGAGCAGGAGCAGAGGCAGCAGGAUCAGCAACACUCAGUCUCCCAGGAGACAGUGAAAAAGUCUGCAAGGCCAAAGUCGGUGAUAGCAGAUCAAUAGUUGUGAGAAGGACAGAACUCUGCAGGAUGUGACUUAGGUGUUGAGCAUGAAACCUUUGAUUAAGAAGCAGCUUCCUUAUUCUACCAACAACCAGCUGAAGAUUUGUGCCAUCAUCCUCGAGUCGAUACUCUGAGCGCUCCAUCUCUAAUCCCUCUGUCUGGAACCCUGGAACCAUCUUGUUCUUUCUCUGCGGGAGGUGUAGAUAUCACUGGGGAAGACGCUGCUCCACUGAGCUUCAGCACUUUGCAAGAACUGUUUAUUGAGGAAAACUGAGUUCAUCAGUUCAUUACUGGGCUGUGUGGUCUCCCAUAUUGAAAUGUUACAUCAUCCUGAAGCUCUAAAACGUGGGAACAAGGACAUUAAUCCCUCUACAAUAACUAAAAUAGUAGAAAGUUGUUAUUUUUUAUUCCGCAGCUUGUUAAUAGGAGUUAAUUCACUGCAUUACCAUAAGAAAUGCAGAUGUUUGUUUGAAAUCAAAAUUGUUUUAAGAGUUCUUUGCAACCUUUUCAUUUGACAAGAGGGUGGGACUUGAGAGGUUGAUUAGAAACUGUGCUCGUGUCUGUGUGACAUCACCAGAUCACUGUGAUCACAGACAUUUAUACUGACGCUGUUGUGUCAAUAUAAUGCAGAUAUAAUAAUGUUACUCCAUAUGAUCAGAUGCCUUCAUCUUUUAUUU